Lachancea dasiensis is the source of this 1221-nucleotide messenger RNA. The record is from the annotation of a GenBank genome assembly. NCBI's taxonomy places the organism in Eukaryota, Fungi, Ascomycota, Saccharomycetes, Saccharomycetales, Saccharomycetaceae.
AUGUACAACAGAAGAGCAGAAACUCGCGAACGGAGUGGUCCUCGCAUAAGCGAGUAUGAGGUGCAGGAGGAGAUCGGCAGAGGCUCCUUUGGGUGUGUUCGCAAAGUGUUGCAGUUGUCUACCGGCAAGAUCAUGGUACGCAAGGAAAUCCAGUAUGGCCAUAUGAACUCAAAGGAAAGACAACAACUUAUCUCUGAGUGCGCCAUCCUUAGUCGAUUGAAACAUGAAAAUAUUGUUGAGUUUUAUGAGUGGGAUUCCGACAAAAAUGUCUUAUACUUCUACAUGGAGUACUGCAGCAAUGGCGACCUUUCUCAAAUGAUAAGCAAUUUUAAAAAAGAAUGUAAAUACAUUCCUGAGAAAGUCGUAUGGAGCAUAACCGCUCAGAUUUUGACGGCAUUAUACCGGUGCCACUAUGACUCUGACCUUGCUCCCUUGGAAACAAUUUAUGACAAGAUGAAAUUUCCUGUUAAAGGUUCCAAUGUCGUUAUCCAUAGAGAUUUGAAACCAGGAAACAUAUUCUUAAGUACAGGUAAACCUUCUGAUCAUCCAAAAACCUCCCAAGUUUUGGAUUAUAACAAGGUCUCUGUUAAGCUCGGUGAUUUCGGUCUUGCCAAAUCUCUAGGUUCCAGUGUCGAGUUUGCAACGACUUAUGUGGGUACCCCUUAUUAUAUGUCUCCUGAGGUGCUUAUGGACCAGCCGUAUUCACCCCUGAGUGAUAUAUGGUCCCUGGGUUGUAUCAUCUAUGAGAUGUGCACAUUGCGUCCGCCAUUUCAAGCCAAAACUUACAUCGAUUUGCAGAGGAGAAUUCAAGCUGGCAAAUUUGAUCGCAUUCCAGACUACUACUCCAACGAACUUCAGCAGGUCAUCGAUUCCUGCAUAAAUCCUGACAUUCAAUCGCGUGCUUCGGCUUUUUCACUACUUCAAAACAUGCAGCUUCGCAUUGCAAGAAAAGCUUUCCAGUUAGAAAGGUUCGAGGACAACUUGAUGGACUAUGAGAAAGAACUUAUGAAUAUUGGUAACAUAUUAGAGCGACAGGCUGGUGAAUAUGAAGCAGAAAUGAACAACAUCAAACACCAAUACCGGAAAGAAUUUGAGUUCACCGUAGAACAGCGAGUAAGAGAAAUCCUGAAUGGGAAGAAAGUAAGUGGGACACCGGACUUGAUGACCGCAAAACCUCACCUCCAUAGACCAGACUACCACUGGCGGGUCAAGGGGCGGUAA